Molecule: messenger RNA, 1570 nt
Organism: Dama dama (fallow deer)
Lineage: Eukaryota; Metazoa; Chordata; Mammalia; Artiodactyla; Cervidae
Gene: SDS
Product: serine dehydratase
Exons: 8
Coding region: 159-1139 (326 amino acids)
Biological process (GO): L-serine catabolic process; L-threonine catabolic process
Molecular function (GO): threonine deaminase activity; pyridoxal phosphate binding; L-serine ammonia-lyase activity
Source: RefSeq, a predicted model, not a curated record
GGACCCGUUAGUACCUGGGACAAUUCUGAAGACACGCUACCCCUCCUACUCGUCAAGUCUGUGGACCGGCUAUCCAGCUGGUCCAUCUAGACCAUCUCCAGUCUAUUCCUCCUUUGCCUGACGCUCAGACACCCAGCUCCUCACCUUUCUCCGCGGUGAUGUCGCGAAGACCCCUGCACGAGGAGACCCCUGUCCGUGACAGCAUGACUCUGUCCAAAGUGGCCGGCACCACGGUCUAUCUCAAGAUAGACAGUUCCCAGCCCUCCGGCUCCUUCAAGAUCCGGGGCAUCGGACACCUCUGCACAACGUGGGCUGAACGAGGCUGUGAACAUUUCGUCUGCUCCUCAGCGGGCAAUGCAGGCAUGGCAGCCGCCUAUGCGGCCAGGAAGCUGGGCAUCCCCGCCACGAUUGUUGUGCCCAGCACCACGCCUGCCCUCACCAUCCAGCGGCUCAAGAAUGAGGGCGCCAUGGUCAAAGUGGUGGGUGAGACAUUGGAUGAAGCCAUCAGGGUGGCCAAGGACCUUGAGAAAAACAACUCAGGCUGGGUCUACAUCCCUCCCUUUGAUGACCCCCUCAUCUGGGAAGGCCACUCUUCCAUCGUGAAGGAGCUGAAGGAGACGAUGACCGAAAAGCCAGGGGCCAUCGUGCUGGCAGUAGGGGGUGGAGGCCUCUUGUGUGGAGUGGUCCAGGGGCUGGUGGAGGUGGGCUGGAGGGACGUGCCCAUCAUCACCAUGGAGACCAUUGGAGCCGAGAGCUUCCACGCUUCCACCAAGGCCGGCAAGCUCGUCACCCUGCCCCGCAUUACCAGUGUUGCCAAAGCCCUGGGCGUGACCACUGUGGCGGCGCAGGCUAUGAAGGUGUAUCGGGAACACCCCAUUUUCUCUGAAGUUGUCUCGGACCAGGAGGCUGUGGCUGCUCUUGAGAAGUUUGUGGAUGAUGAGAAGAUCCUGGUGGAGCCCGCCUGUGGGGCCGCCCUGGCCGCCGUCUACAGCAAUGUGAUUCAGAAGCUGCAAGGACAGGGGAAACUCUGCACCCCUCUGUCCUCCGUUGUGGUCAUUGUCUGUGGGGGCAGCAACAUCAGCCUGGCGCAGCUGCUGGCACUCAAGAAACAGCUGGGCAUGGACGGGCUGCCCCAGUGAGGAGCCUCCCCUGCCCGGGAUGCACCCUGGAAGGAGUGGAGUUUUCUGCAGCAUGACCCAGCGCCUCAUUGUAAACAUUAUUCCCGUGUCUGCUGGGAGCCCGUGGCCCGCGCCAGCUGGUAACCUGGUUCUCCUGAGACCACUGUGUGUGGAGCGGCCAGAAAGGCAGCAGCCAGCAAGGCUGUGAGCAGAACUCUUCUGAGGCUUUGUUUCUCAGGAAGCCCAAAGCCUACCCUUACUCACUUCUCUUAAAUCCACCCCCACCCCCAGCCGUGCCUUGUGGCUUGUGGAAUCUUAGUUCCCUGACCAGGGAUUGAACCUGCACCCUCAGCAGUGACGGCAUGAGUCCAAGCCACUGGACCACUGGGGAAUUCCCUUUUCUGUUGUGCAAAUUUUCAUUUUCGUAAGAAGUGCUUUUUUAUUGAAACAAA